Molecule: messenger RNA, 714 nt
Organism: Papaver somniferum (opium poppy)
Lineage: Eukaryota; Viridiplantae; Streptophyta; Magnoliopsida; Ranunculales; Papaveraceae
Product: geraniol 8-hydroxylase-like
Exons: 2
Coding region: 1-714 (237 amino acids)
Molecular function (GO): iron ion binding; monooxygenase activity; oxidoreductase activity, acting on paired donors, with incorporation or reduction of molecular oxygen
Source: RefSeq, a predicted model, not a curated record
AUGGUUGAAAAGUCCAAAUCGGAUGCUAUAUGUUUACUUCCAAUUAAUACUAAUGAAGAUGUUGGCAAGAGUAUGUGGCAGGAGUUAUUUAUAACGGUUCCGGAUGCAACAAACAUGACAACGGAGUGGGCGAUGUCAGAGCUUGUUCGUAACAUAGAAAUCAUGAAUAAUUUGAAAGCUGAGAUUGCUCAAGUUGUAGGCCAUGAAAGAAGGAUGGAAGAAAGUGAUAUGGAAAACUUGCCAUAUCUACAUGCCGUAAUCCAAGAGACACUAAGGUUACACCCUCCCGCUCCCUUAUCAAUACCACGCAACGUGAUAAAAGAUAUUGAGGUAACGGGUUAUUUGAUACCUAAGGGAACCCAGGUAUGGGUUAAUAUUUGGGGUAUUGGAAGGGAUCCUACUACUUGGGAGGAUCCUUUAUCCUUCAAUCCAGAGAGGUUCCUAAACUCUAACAUUGAGUAUCAUGGACAAAAUUUUGAGUAUUUACCAUUUGGAGCUGGUCGGCGAAUUUGUCCAGGGCUCCCUCUAGGUCCUAUUAUGCUUCACCUUGUCUUAGGGUCACUUGUUCAAUCUUUUGAUUGGUCACUUGGGAAAGCUAUUAUUCCAGAGACUCAAGAUAUGGAUGAAAAGAUUAAGGUUACAUCACGGAGGGCUAGCCCAUUAAAAGUUAUACCCACGCAAUGUAAGUCGAUACUUCAUAUAUCUAAACACUAG